This is a messenger RNA of Hordeum vulgare subsp. vulgare (domesticated barley), 1689 nucleotides long. RefSeq names its product alkaline ceramidase. The coding region runs from base 467 to 1252 and encodes 261 amino acids. The record is from RefSeq and is a predicted model, not a curated record. Gene Ontology annotation, cellular component: membrane. Gene Ontology annotation, biological process: autophagy; response to salt stress; ceramide metabolic process. NCBI's taxonomy places the organism in Eukaryota, Viridiplantae, Streptophyta, Magnoliopsida, Poales, Poaceae. The transcript is spliced from 3 exons. Gene Ontology annotation, molecular function: hydrolase activity, acting on carbon-nitrogen (but not peptide) bonds, in linear amides.
CAAAACCCUAGCCCCGCCCUCCGCCACCGGCCAGGCCGUUCGGUCUGGCCCCGCCCCGCCUCGCCUCGCCUCGCUCCGGCGAUCUGAAUUUCCGGACGGGCGGGUCUCCGACGAGCGAGCGAGCGAGAGAGGGAGCGCGGGUGUCGGGACCGGCGGCCCGCGAAUCGCCGCCUGCGGGGUCCGGCCCGCGUUUCCCUGCUGAUCCCGCCUCCGCCGCAGUUAGAUCUGUGCGCUAGAGGCCAGCACGAUCGAGGUUCUGCCUGUGCGGCGGGGGGUUGGCCCAGGGAUUCGGAAUCGUCGAUGCCGGAUUUCGCUGCGCCGAAUCUGCACCCCUGACGGGAUCUGCGUGUGGGUGCUGCUGGAUUCUAUUGCAAGGGCGCCCCCACCUUAAGGUCUUUGGUUUGGUGCCCUCCAACACCGCGCUGCGAAAUAGCCUCUUGGUAACGCACCCAACCAAGAGACAAUCAUGGCCGAUUCCAUGGCGGAUUCGAUGGUGGCGAGCUUCUGGGGGCCUGUUACGUCAACAACUGAGCUGUGCGAGGAGAACUAUGCGCGCUCGUCAUAUAUCGCGGAGUUCUACAAUACUCUCUCUAAUGCACCCUGCAUUCUUUUGGCGCUUAUUGGACUCGUGAAUGCUCUCCGCCAGCGUUUCGAGAAGCGCUUCAGCGUCCUGCACAUAUCCAAUAUGAUACUUUCCAUUGGGAGUAUCAUCUUCCAUGCAACCUUGCAACAUGUCUUACAGCAGAGUGAUGAGACUCCAAUGGUGUGGGAAAUCCUCCUAUAUCUGUAUGUCCUUUAUUCACCAGACUGGCAUUACAGGAGCACCAUGCCUACUUUCCUUGUCCUAUACGGUGCUGCAUUUGCUGUAGUUCACUUUUUCGUGCGAUUCCAAGUAGUAUUCAAGUUGCAUUACAUUGGCCUCUGCCUUCUCUGCAUCCCUCGUAUGUACAAGUACUACAUACAGACGAAAGACCAGGCUGCCAAGAGACUCGCGAAGCUGUGGGUUCUUACCAUAUUCCUGGCGACAGUUUGCUGGCUAGUUGAUCGCGUCUUCUGCAAGAAGCUUUCGCUCUGGUACAUCAACCCGCAGGGACAUGCAUGGUGGCAUAUGCUCAUGGGCUUCAACUCUUACUUUGCAAACACAUUCUUGAUGUUCUGCCGAGCUCAGCAGCGUGGGUGGGAGCCGCGCAUCAUCCACCUAUUUGGAUUGUUGCCCUACGUCAAGAUUCAGAAAUCCAGAAAGAGGGAGUAAGUUGUCUGUCGAUCAGCGGUGUUCUCCAGGACCAGAAAAUCUAAUGCCCACCAAGCGCGCGAAAAAAAACAAGCGGUGGCAUUUUUUGUAAAUGGGCUUCCAAGUGAUUACGGACUACAAAUGAAUGUCGUCGUCAGUGAUGUCUCAAUUGAUUUUGGUAACUUUUUAACUAACGCCCUGUUUUGUACCAUACUUGAUUUCAACCAGAGAUUAGCUGGAGUGUUCGUCCCGUACUUUUGAUCCGCAGCAGUUUGUCUUUUGCCAACUUAUAGGACUUGAUAUUUUAUUCUUUGGAUUUGACUUGAAAUGGGGUUGAAUUGUAUUAGUUUUAACUUACUGCUGGAGCGGUGGUAGAUUCAUGUUCGUGGUAAACGGUUGAUUCUUUUAUCGUUGGUCAAUGCUAUUUGUGAACUAGUGCCUGAAGGCUUUGUGUAUUA